AUGGCAGAUGGUCUAAGUGUUGCUUCAGGAGUAUUGGCUUUGGUGACAUUUGCUUUUCAAUCGAGCACCGUUCUUUUCAAGACUGUUCGCAGUUUUAAAACCCAGGACGCCAAUGCGCGCGCACUCAAAACUGAGUUGAGCGAUCUCACUGGAGUCCUGCAAUCGCUCCUCGAGACAGUCACGAAUCACCCUGAGAUUAAUUUCGACUCUCUCGAAUUGCCUCUGCUACGGUGUGGAAAAACUUGUGAGGAAUAUGGCAAGCUUAUUGCUCGAUGCACCAAACACUCGAAUGGAACUCGGCCAAGCUUUCGGGACUGGAUUGGCCAGCAGUAUCUGAAGGGAGAUAUCACAGACUUCAAAGACAUGCUUGCUGGAACUAUUACGGCUGUCACACGCAAUGUCAUUGAAGAGUACAAAGACAUGAUAGAUGAUACAACCGCCGACCUACAAAAGCACAUGCAGCGACUAGAUGAGAGAGCACGUAGCUUGGCUGUGCCCCAUGCUGAAAGCGUCGAGUCCGAUAGCACUGAUUGGCUUGCUCUAUUUGAGGAGAAAGAGAGUACUCGAAAAGGUCUCCAGAUUUGCACUGAGCUAUCUUUGCAUAUCGAAUCACUCGAAUCAAUAUCCAGCGAGAAUCAGCAGUUCUCCCAACAGCCUUCAGCCAACAAAUACAUCAGAAGUAGUCUGAGUUCUGCUAAAAGUUCUAUCAGUUUGUUGGAAUCACGUCUUAAAAACCAUGGGAACGAGAUCGAUCAGAGAAUGGAUGCUAUGAAAUUGAGAACGAACCUAUCUGAAGAUGAUAUCAAUCAACUGGCACAGUUACAGGAGACAAAGGAAAGCAUCCGUCAAUGUAUGAACGUGGUUGCUGAUGCCGGCGAUGACUUGGUAAUGGAUCGUGCCAACGUCUUUGAAGACAUAACGAUGACUGAUAAUGCUUACGGUAUCACGGUUUCAACCGUAAAGGACCUAGUUGUCGCAAGGCGAGUCAAUGUGCAAGGCCAGGCGCGUUAUGUGGGCGGGCAAAUAGACGAGGCAAGCUAUAACGCAACCAUUAACGCACUUACCGAUUUGGACCGAGGGAGUGCACAAUACGGAGGGCGGGAUGUUCAUCUGGCGUCUUUUGAAGAUGAAUCUACCGUGAAGACUGUGACAUCCCAAGCUUUUCUUCAACGUCACGGCCCCGGCUUUAAGCUCGCACCGCCUGAUGUGUCAGCCAAGCCUUCUGGGUCAGCCUCAUAA
Messenger RNA from Fusarium sp. VM40, 1239 nucleotides. The record is from the annotation of a GenBank genome assembly. NCBI's taxonomy places the organism in Eukaryota, Fungi, Ascomycota, Sordariomycetes, Hypocreales, Nectriaceae.